Solea senegalensis (Senegalese sole) is the source of this 2767-nucleotide messenger RNA. RefSeq names its product refilin A (gene rflna). Gene Ontology annotation, cellular component: actin filament bundle. NCBI's taxonomy places the organism in Eukaryota, Metazoa, Chordata, Actinopteri, Pleuronectiformes, Soleidae. Bases 450 to 1112 code for a protein of 220 amino acids. The transcript has 3 exons. The record is from RefSeq and is a predicted model, not a curated record. Gene Ontology annotation, biological process: negative regulation of bone mineralization involved in bone maturation; skeletal system morphogenesis; actin filament bundle organization. Gene Ontology annotation, molecular function: filamin binding.
ACACACACACACACAGAGCAGCAGACGCUCUCAUCCAGAUCCAGACCAGUGCCAGAACCAGACGCAUGGUCGCCUCUUUCUUCUUUUGUUUUUGCGUGAUUUCGUUCGUAUUUGCACACUGGGACUCGUUUGUGUCACGUGACGAACCGUUUGUGUAUUUUCCACACCUUCUGAGGAAUAACUGUGGGAAUUAAAGGUGCAUGCGGGUUUUUCCUCCUCGACGCACAGGUACAGUAACGUUAGAGGAGAGAAAAUAACCGCCUGUGUGUGUGUGGGGGGGGGACACUAACAGUCGGUUUAUGGUCUGUUCGCUUUCUUCUCUGCUUGCAGAAGUCCGGCUGAAACACUUUGAACCCGGGAUUGUUUGUUCGGAUUAAAUCACAGAAGUAAAGACUCGGUCAGGGAGACUCCGUCUGGACUGCUUUUUUUUUUUUUGAAUUGUCCCAGAAAUGGUGGGGCACCUUCACCUACAAGCGAUGGAUGAUAGUCUCAAAGGAAAGAACCGGGAAGGGCUGCUCGACAGCCCGGACUCCGGAUUGCCCCCGAGUCCCAGUCCGCCCUUCUGCUCCCUGUCCCCGGGUCUGAUCGAGUCGCGCUCCAGCAGCUGCGCGACGCCCGUGGAAAGUCACCAUGGAUUUUAUAAGAAGGAAAGCAAGGAGGGCAAACUGCUGCCCUACCUGCUGCUCAACUCCACGGGGACGGACCCCAAGACCCGCAUGCUCCCCGUGUUCUUCGGAGAAAGCAUCGAGGUCAACCCCAAACCAGAGCAGGAGAUCAAGUGCAACUCUGAGGUCAAGUAUGACUCCGACAAGCAUUACCGGGACCGGGUCUACUGCGCCCCAGUUCCCACGGCGACCUCCUUCAGCGAGACAGUGGUGGCGGUGCAGAACUGCACCUGGAGGAGCUACAAGUCCCAGGUGUACCUGGAGCCGCGGCAGAGGCCCGUCAGCUACCAGAGCACCACCAUCAUCUACCCCAAACACGCCAAGAACACUUACCGCACCACGCUCAACUACAAUGCCGCCGGCUCCCGCCGCUGGUUCGUCUCCACUGUGCAGCUGGAGUCGAGCGAGGACUCUAGUCCCUGUAUCAUCUACACGGAGGAUCUGUAGACACGCAGGAGGAUCAUCGCGCGUGCUCUUUGGAGGACGUGUUGAAAGGCUGUAAAAAAAACAAAAAAAAACAAACAAACAACAAAAACACAAACCCUGCGUGUUUAUCUUUACUAGCCGUGGAGGAAACGUUGGGAACCCGAGUGUAUUUAGACUUUUCUACUGAUGCGGUCUUUAGAGCGGGACUCGGUCCUGUGGCAGUGUCACGCCGCACUUGAAUGGUUCAUGUCUUAUUUAAUGCAAGAGCUGACAAAUUGGUGGCCGUCGCUGUUCUGCCGGUUGCACCUCGGUGAAGGUGACGGCCAAGAGCGCAGACGACGGCGCCCCCCCCGUCGCACCAAUGCAAAGCUUGCUAAUAUGGCUUUAUUGCACUUGUUUUCUUUGUGUCGCAGUCGGCUCUGUGGACUCGCGGUCGCGGGGGGAGACACUUUCGGUGAAAAGAAUUGGACCAAAGACGACGUUCAUCCCCCGACAUGAAUUACACUCUCAACAACAGCUCGUUUAGCUUGAUCAAAAACGGUGGUUUGUAUCGAGUUCAUACCGAAGUCUAUUUUAAAAGUAUCUCAGUUAUGAAAUCUGGUUAAAAUAAUGUGAAAUGCUCCAUGGUGUUUUGGUUUAGGACAAACUUUGAUUUGAACAUGCUAAUGUUGUCGUUCUUAGGAUUCAUGAAGAGAGUGACGCUUAAAAACUCAGCGUAGGACCACAUCGCCCGUAAUUACGCAGAGACGCUCGCACGGCGACGUCUCCAGCCCAAAAUAAAGCACGCCUCUCGAUGGCACCAGCCGGUUUGGUUUUGGUUCAACUUCAUCGCGCUGCACCACUCAAACCCUAAAACGUAACGACUAAUCUUUGUAAAUGUCUUGUUUAUGAGUGCAUAUGUAGAGUAGUGUUACAAUCCACGCAGUGUCACAUGAUAGCAUCACAUUUCCUAUAAAGCAUGUUGUUAUUUAUACUCAGAGUCACUUACAGUUUAAGUGCUGCUGGUGCAGCCGAUGGUGUCAAAGGUCGUUUUUGGACGGAUCCAAAAAAAGCAUAAAAACAAACUAUGAAACUACAAUUUCCCUGUUUUUCGCCGAGCGUCUGUACAGUUCACCGAAACAUUUGCAAAUAUUGAGACUUCAGAAUUUUUUUACCUCAAAAUUUCUUCCUAGGCGUCACUUUUAUUUUGUUGGAGAAAAUUCUUUUUUGUAUAUUCCCUACUUCUCAGUUGAGGUUGUGAAUUUGUUUGAUUUUUUUGGGGGGAUUCUUUUGUGAGACGCUCGCCGGGGGUUUUGUGUGGAGGAGGACGAACGAGAAGCUGGUGGAGCCGCUGGGCUUUAACGAGGGGAACAGGAAGUAGAGUCACGGGGGAAAAGUCACAUCGGCUCUUUCAGAAUAAAACCGAGGAAACGUUGUGUCUUGACUUUUAAAGUUCCAUGGUGAGACAGGUGCAGAGUUGAGUUAUGUGUCAGUGAUGGUGUGUGAGGAUGAGGUGGUGAGUUGUGGUGGGGGGGGGUUUUUUGUGUGUGAGAUACUUUUUUUUGUGUUUCCUAACACUUGAUUUUGUUACUGUAAAAUAUUUCUUCCUGUUGUAUAUUAUGUGGCAUCGAGGCACUUCAUAAUUCUCUUUAUAUUUUUGUACGUCAAUAAUUGCUCCUGUUCUGAUCGAGGAAAAA